AUGGAAGAUAUUCAUGUCCGAGCUGCAAAUAUAAUUGACGACCUUGGUCAAUCAGUAAUAUUACCGGUACGCGGAAUGACUUGUCAUUCAUGCGUCCACUCCAUUACGAGUGCUUUAAAAAUUGUUCAAGGCAUUAAUAGUGUGGUGGUCAGCCUUGAAAAUGAGAAUGCGACUGUGGAAUAUGACGAGGAGUUAGUUAAAGAACAAGAUAUAAUACAAGUAAUUGAAAAUUGUGGAUUUGAAGUUCCUAUUAUAUCAAAAGUUAAUUUAAUAUCGCCAUUAGUCUCAGAAUUUGCGCCAUUUACUAAUAUUACCUUAAAGAAUUCACCACAUCAGGAGUCUUUUCCACUCAAAACAAUAAAAAAUCAUACUUUCGAUCCAGAUAAAAUACGUGUUUGUCAGAUCAAUGUACGUGGAAUGACUUGCGCAUCCUGUGUCAAUAAUAUCGAAAAACAUCUUCGCGGAGUUUCUGGAAUUGAAUCUAUUAAAGUUUCCUUACUAGCCGAGCGAGCUGUAGUAGAAUAUAAUACAGAUGUUAUAAAUGAUCACAAGAUAGCCGAAAUAAUUAAUAGUAUUGGAUUUGAAGCCUCUCCUAUUCAACCAAAACGUGAAGACAGAAUUGAAAUUCAAAUUUUUGGAAUGAAAAAUUCUUCAAACGUUGAAGAAAUUAAACAAGAACUGUUCAAGGUUCCCGGAAUAUUUAAUGUAUCUAUAGACUUUAAUACCACAAUUGGUGUGAUUCAAUUCGAUAAGGAACAAUUAGGCGUUCGAGAUAUUGUGGACAAAAUUGAAAAUAUUGGUGAUUCUGGCUUUAGUGUCUUGAUCUAUGACAAUAGUCAAAAGACACAAUUAGAAUCAUUGGCUCGUACAAGAGAGAUCACUGAAUGGCGAAGGGCAUUUUACCAGUCUCUUGCCUUUGCUAUUCCGGUAUUUCUUGUUUCCAUGGUUCUUCCAGGAUUUGCUUGGGGUUCAGUCUUAGUUGAUGUAAUGCUACUUCCUGGAAUUUACAGUGGUGACCUUAUCAGUCUCAUAUUGACCAUACCAGUACAAUUUGGUGUCGGUAAACGAUUUUACAUUACUUCUUAUAAAGCUCUUAAACAUAAAUCCGCAACCAUGGAUGUCUUGAUAGUUUUAGGGACUACUUCAGCCUUUACUUUUUCAUGUUUCGCAAUGUUUUAUGCGUUAAUUUUUUAUCCACAUGAUAGGCCGUCAUCUGUAUUUUUCGAUACAUCAACCAUGUUGAUCACAUUUGUAACUUUCGGUCGAUAUUUGGAAAAUAUGGCCAAAGGGAAAACUUCUAUUGCUUUAUCAAAACUCAUGUCACUUACACCUGCUGUAACAACCAUCUUCAUCAAAGAUCCUAAAACUGCUGAUAUUAUAGAAGAAAAAAAGAUUCCUACAGAAUUAGUACAAGUGGGAGAUUUGGUUAAAAUCGUGCCAGGUGAUAAAAUUCCCGCAGAUGGCACUGUUAUUUCCGGUCAAUCAACGGUAGAUGAAUCAAUGGUCACUGGUGAAGCUGAUCCGGUAACUAAACGACCGGGAGAUUUGGUAAUUGGUGGAACUGUUAAUGAAUUAGGUACUUUUGAUAUGGAGGUUACACGUGCAGGAAGUGAUACUGCAUUAUCUCAAAUAGUGAAGUUGGUAGAAGAAGCACAAACUUCGAAAGCACCAAUUCAAGAAUUUGCUGACACAGUCGCCGGAUAUUUUGUACCAGUUGUCAUCUGUUUAGGAGGAUUAACAUUUGUCGGAUGGAUGGUUCUAACUAGAAUAAUGUAUCCGCUUCCCGAAAUCUUUGCUGAUGAGAGUUAUUUCAUGGUUUGUUUAAAACUAUGUAUUUCUGUUAUAGUGGUGGCAUGUCCUUGUGCACUAGGUCUUAGUACACCUACGGCCGUAAUGGUUGGUACAGGAGUAGGUGCACAAAAUGGAAUAUUAAUUAAAAGUGGUGGUGCACUUGAAACGGGUCAUAAAGUUACAAAAGUUGUAUUUGAUAAAACCGGAACUUUGACAAAAGGCCAAUUGGACGUUGUUCAUUAUGAAUUAAUGAUCGAAAAUUCAGAAUUAACUAAGGAAAUAUUUUUUGAAAUUAUUGGAGCAGCUGAAUCAUCAAGCGAACAUCCCCUCGGUCGUUCUAUAACUAAUCACGGGAAAAAAAUUUUAUGUAUUGAAACAUAUGGUGCAAAUGUUUCGGAUUUUCAAAGUUUUUCGGGACUUGGUAUAAAAUGUACUGUCAGUCUUAAAACAGACCGUACUAAUACGAAACAAAAGACUGAUUCUACAAUCACAGAUAUAAAAACUUAUGAUGUAUUGAUAGGAAAUGAACGAUUAUUGACACAACAUAAUGGAAUUAUGCUCCCAGAAUCAGCAGUCACACUCAAAGAAACACAAGAACGACUUGGACAUACAACUGUUCUAGUAAGCAUAGAUAAAGAAUUGGUAGGGUUAAUAUUCCUUUCGGAUAUAAUUAAACCAGAAUCUAAAAUUGCAGUUGGCGCAUUAAGACGAAUGGGUAUAGACGUUAUAAUGGUAACCGGUGACCAAUUAUUAACAGCUCAGACCAUAGCUUCACAAUGUGGAAUAACUGAAGUUCACGCAGGAGUUUCACCAAAAGGUAAAACUCAAAUAAUACAAUCAAUAAAAUGUGAAGGUCGAGGAAAUAUUGUGGCAAUGGUUGGUGAUGGAAUAAAUGAUUCACCAGCUUUAGCGGCAGCAGAUUUAGGAAUUGCAUUAUGUUCUGGAACUGAUAUAGCAAUCGAAGCAGCAGAUAUAGUGCUUAUGCGACCAGACAUGACAGAUGUAGUUGCAUCUAUAGAUUUAUCACGAACUAUAUUUAAAAGGAUACGGUUAAAUUUUCUAUGGGCAUGUUUAUAUAAUUUAUUAGGAAUUCCAUUUGCCAUGGGAUUAUUUCUACCAUGGGGAUAUCAUUUACACCCUAUGAUGGCAGGUUUCGCCAUGGCUUGUUCAAGUGUUAGUGUAGUAUGUUCUAGUUUACUGCUUAGAUGGUGGACUAAGCCAAUUUGGGUUGAUGAUGGAAAGGGAGGAGUAAGAAGGGUGAAAGAUGAUAGUGGAUUAAUUAAUACGGUUAUUGCAACUUUGAAAACUGGGCCUACUAUGCCUCGUGGGGCAGCAACUGGUUACAGACGUUUGGCAGUUGAGGACGAAAUGUAA
Cetraspora pellucida is the source of this 3165-nucleotide messenger RNA. NCBI's taxonomy places the organism in Eukaryota, Fungi, Glomeromycota, Glomeromycetes, Diversisporales, Gigasporaceae. The record is from the annotation of a GenBank genome assembly.